CAAAAGUCAUUGAUAUCUAUCUCGAAUUUCUUCUCAAGUUUUCAACGUCUCUUCAAAUGAGUAAAGUUUGCAAAAAUACUCCAAUUUCACUUUCUGGGAAAGACAAUCUCGUCGCCUAACUCUUAUCAAAUUUACGUCUGCCUCACCCGCCUUCGAUGGUCUUCAUUCUCACUUAGCAGCCCCCUGAACUUCUCAACUCAAAUCAUUUCAACCAACAAUCCUAAGCACCUGCUUGGAUAAGACACUCCGGUUGUUCCCUCAUUCUAUAUCCAUGGUCUUUCGUCCCACCCUCGAACUCAUACGCAGAACCAGAGUCUCCAACAUCAACAGCAUCUCCAGAUACACCACAUCUCAAAUGUCAACCCACUACCAAGCCCUAAUCCUCGGCUCCGGCCAAGCAGGCACCCCCCUCGCCUCCGCUUUCGCAAAAGCAGGCCACAAAACCGCCCUAAUAGAACGUGCCCACAUCGCCGGCUGCUGCGUGAACGAAGGCUGCACCCCAACCAAAACCUUAAUCGCAUCAGGACACGUCGCUUACCUCGCUAAGCGGGGACCUGAUUAUGGCGUUCUGGUAAAUAGAGAUGAGGUUAAGGUUGAUAUGAAGAAGAUUAGACAGAGGAAGAGGGAUAUUGUGGAUAGUUUUCGGGGAGGGAGUGAGAGGAGGUUGAAAGAGGCGGGGGUGGAUGUUUUGAUGGGGGAGGGUGCUUUUGUUGAUGAGAGGACGGUGAAGGUUAGGUUUGAGGGCGGGGAGGAGAAAGUUGUUACUGCGGAUAGGAUAUUCGUUAAUACGGGAGAGAGACCUGCUCCUGCUAAGCUUGAGGGAGUAGAGAAGCUGGAUCCGAAGAUUGUGCUCGAUUCAACGAGUAUCCAGGAAUUGGAUGAGGUGCCGGAGCAUUUGGUUGUGAUUGGGGGCGGGUAUGUGGGUGUGGAGUUUGCGCAGUUGAUGAGGAGGUUGGGGGCGAGGGUUUCGGUGUUGCAGAGGGGGAAGCAGUUACUGCCGAGAGAGGAUCCGGAGAUUGCGAAGUGUUUGUUUGAUAUACUGAAGGAAGAUGGGUUGGAUAUUUUGUUGGAGAGUCAAGCGGUGGGGAUUGAGCCUCAUGGUAAGGGGUUCAAGUUGAAGUAUCAAGAAGGGAAAGGUGGGCCAGAAAAGGAAUUGAUUGGGUCUCAUAUCUUAUUCGCUGCUGGACGUAUCCCAAACACUGAAGCUCUUGAUCUUUCGGCUGCGGGGAUUAAAACAAACUCCAAGGGUUACAUAGCCACAAACCCCUUCCUCGAAACCUCAACCCCAAACAUCUACGCCCUAGGAGACGUCAAAGGCCCACCAGCCUUCACCCACAUCUCCUACGACGAUUUCCGCAUCCUCUCCCACAACCUCCUCCCCUCCUCCUCCUCUUCCCCCACCCCCAAAUCCAGCACAACCAACCGCCUCGUCCCCUACGUCGUCUACACCGACCCUCAACUCGCCCACAUCGGCCUCCACGAACACGAAAUCCCCGAUCGCAAAACCAUCCAAGUAGCAAAGAUGCCAAUGUCCUACGUCGCGAGGGCCCUGGAGACGGACGAGAGCAGGGGCAUGAUGAAGGCGGUGGUGAAUCGGGAGACGGGGUUGAUUUUGGGCUUUACGUGUCUAGGGAUGGAGGGCGGGGAGCUUAUGGCUGUGGUGCAGAUGGCAAUGAUGGGAGGGGUAAGGUGGGAGGUGUUGCAGAGGGCGGUUUGGGCGCAUCCUAGUUUGGCGGAGAGUUUGAAUAAUCUUUGGGGGUUUCUGGAAUGAGUGUGGUUUGGUAAGGGAGAAGUUUUUAUUGUUUACAUAAUGAGGUAUAAGAGUGGAUUUCUGGUCAAGGAGCAAUAAAAUGGAAGAGGUUAGUUUGCAGCACGUGG
Mollisia scopiformis is the source of this 1878-nucleotide messenger RNA. Its product is annotated as FAD-dependent pyridine nucleotide-disulfide oxidoreductase. Gene Ontology annotation, molecular function: oxidoreductase activity; flavin adenine dinucleotide binding. The record is from RefSeq and is a predicted model, not a curated record. Bases 356 to 1771 code for a protein of 471 amino acids. The transcript is spliced from 2 exons. Lineage: Eukaryota; Fungi; Ascomycota; Leotiomycetes; Helotiales; Mollisiaceae.